ACCAGCACCGACCUCGAUCUACCUCUUGACCAGAACCGGCUUCUGUCUCUUGACCUCCAACCUCCUCUCCUCCCGAUCUCCAUCCCUCUUGUAACGGCGCGCUCAACUCACUCUCGCUCAGCACUAAACAUACGCACACCAGCAUACUCUCACAGUCUUUCGUUGUUGUCGCCUUGACUCACUCAUUUCUCUUCGCUCUUUCGCAUCAACGUUACUUACCACCACUACAAACAUCAUCAUGAAGUUCCUCACCUCGUCCCUCGUCGCUGCCGCCCUUGUGGCCAGCUCCACGCUUGUGGCCGCCUCGCCUCAGGACGUCAGCGGUCUCGCCCUCAACCACGGUAGCGCCCACCUCGAGAAGCGCACGAGCUGCAAGGCCGGCUCCUCAAAGCACAAGAAGCACAAGUCCAAGAAGAACAGCGCCAGCAGCGCCACCAAGAGCGCCGGCUCCAAAGCCGCCAAGUCGUCGGGCACCUCGUCGUCAUCUUCCGCAUCGUCGUCUGCUUCGUCGUCAUCUUCGUCGUCGGGCGCUCAGGGCUCGGGCAAGAAGCCCAGCGGCUACAAGAGCAAAGCUGGUCUUUGCUGGGCAAACGCUGGCGGUAUCAACAUCGAGCCCUUCAUGUCUGGCACCGUCUCCUGGUUCUACUCGUGGGGUGCCUGGCCCAAGUGGGACAGCGCGCCAACCGACUCGCUCUUCUUCCCCAUGCUCUGGGGUGACUCUGGCCCGGGCGCCAACCUGGACGACUUCAAGAAGCGCGUCCUCAACGACCAGAACGGCAAGUGGAACAAGCACAAGGCUGUCAUGGCCAUGAACGAGGUCAACCAAAAGGGCCAGGCCAAGAUGACCCCCGAGCACGCCUGCUCGCUCAUGCGCGAGAACAUCAAGCCCCUCGCCGACAAGGGCUGGUACGUCAUGGGCCCCUCGACGACGUCGGCUCCCGACGGACUCGAGUGGUACAAGGAGUUCAAGUCCAAGUGCGCCGACCAGUUCAACAGCCUCGACGCCAUCUCGCUCCACUUCUACGACACCACUGCCGAGAAGUUCAAGACGUACGUCCAGAACUGGAUCGACACCUUUGACAAGGACGUCUGGAUCACCGAGAUGGCUUGCACCAACUUCAACGGCAACGACCAGCCCAGCGCCUCGGACGUCAAGAGCUUCAUGACGGAGACGAAGCAGUGGAUGGACUCCAACGACCGCGUCAUGGGCUACGCCUGGUUCGCCGCUCUCCAGUCGAUGCAGGGCGUCACCCAGCAAAACUGCCUCCUGUCGGGCAAGGAGCCCAACGCCCUGUUCCGCAUGUACUCCAGCUAAAGGUCAUGCGCCUCCUUUCCCCUUUCCUCUCUCCUCUCCUCUUUUCUUCGUGUUUCUCCCUGUUAUUCCUUUGCUGUCUUUUGCUUUGAGCGGGCUCGCUGUGCGAGCCUCGCCAGACCAGUUCUUCCCUCUCUAUACACAGGUUGUCUUCUCCUCCCCCUUUGACAGUGGCGCAGGUGUCUUUUCUUUAGUGCUAGUCAGACUGGUUCCUUGCUUUGCAAUCCUGAAAAGGCUCUUGUUACA
Acaromyces ingoldii is the source of this 1558-nucleotide messenger RNA. RefSeq lists its product as hypothetical. Gene Ontology annotation, cellular component: fungal-type cell wall. The coding region runs from base 239 to 1315 and encodes 358 amino acids. The record is from RefSeq and is a predicted model, not a curated record. The transcript has a single exon. Lineage: Eukaryota; Fungi; Basidiomycota; Exobasidiomycetes; Exobasidiales; Cryptobasidiaceae. Gene Ontology annotation, biological process: fungal-type cell wall polysaccharide metabolic process.